AUGGAAAUAAUUGUGCCUUGUCUUGUUACCGUAGAGCUCACCGAGCUCACCGAGCUCAACGAAAGUGGGUCUUCCCCAGUCACUCUCCUGUCGCCAGCUGCAUCGUCUGCGUUGAUCGGACCUUGGAUUAUGGUGCUCUCAGCCGCUGAUGCUGGCAGGGACUCGCCGACCACCACAAUAUCCGACGACGAUGAUCGCACAUUCGAUCCACGAGCUCCUCGAUCUAGCUACAGCUUAUACCCUCUUGAAUAUCUGCUAUACUGCGAAGACUGCCAGCAAAUUCGCUGCCCACGCUGUGUGACAGAGGAAACGGUCACCUAUUUCUGCCCGAAUUGCCUUUUCGAAGUUCCUAGUAGCAACCUUCGAAGCGAGGGCACCAGAUGUACACGAAGCUGUUAUCAAUGUCCGAAUUGCAUUGGCCCUGUACAGGUUGUUGCUGUACCGAAUGCCAGCGAGACAAAGCUCCUAGGGCCUGACGGCGCAUCCACCACAAGCACCGGUCCGUUUGCCCUCAUCUGUCAAUAUUGCAACUGGUCCUCCCGCGAGAUCGGAAUCGAAUUCGACCGACAUAGUGGCAUACACUCUCAAUUGUCCCGAGUCAAUAAUGGCGGCGAGCCAAAAAUUACAGCCAAGGAAGUUAAGGAGCGUCGCAAAGAGACACACGACGAUACCCCGCUCCCUGACGACCUAGUUGACGCCGAUUUGCAGUUUGCGAAUCUCAAGUCAUUCUAUCAAUCUCAAUUGGCAGAUGUCAGCUCUGCGAUGGGAGGGCUAUCGACGCAUGAUGGCGGCUUUUCUUCUCCUGCCGCCCUGUCACGGAUCAUGUCGUUGUAUACCGGCCGUGGAGGGCAAAAGUCCCAGCAGGGUGUGCCGUACGUCAUGCGUGAAGCCUUAAACACUGAUGAGGGCCUCAAGCUGGCUCAGCUCAACGACUCUUCCUCUAUCAAGAAGCUAACUACAGGUGGAUGGGAGUGUACCGUCGGAGCUGAGCAAAAGGAGAACCAGCUGGAAGGCAUUCAGUUCCAAGACGAACUCCGGCCAAUCCCCUAUCUGCUUCGCACCAAGCGUUCAAAGCGGUGCCCUGCCUGUAGGCAUAUUCUUUCAAAGCCGGAAAACAAAGUCACGUCGACGAGGUACAAAAUCCGACUUGUCGCAAGAUCAUAUAUCCCGACGACCACAAUUCGGCCUCUGCAGCCAACGUCCAAUCCCAUCCCGGUCACUUAUCGCCCUGGAAUAUCAGAGGAGGGCCUGUUGAAACCCUCGCGACCCUAUCAAUACAUCCUCACCUUCAAAAACCCGUUAUUCGAGAACAUCAAGGUGUCACUGGCAACCCCAAAUGUCACACCAGGCAGAUUUGCAAGCAUUGUCACUGUACUCUGCCCGCAAUUCGAGAUUGAUGCCAACACUGACAUGUGGGAUGAUGCGCUAAAGGACGAUGGCAGGGACCGUACCGAUGGUUCCAAUCAGGUCGAGGUGGGCAAGAUUUGGGAAAGAGGCCGUAACUGGGUAAGCAUUAUACUCGAAGUCGUUCCGGCCUCUCUAGUCAGCGAUCCCAGCAAACUGCCGCUCAAGGAGGGGGAAGACAUUCUCGAAAUCCCCAUGUUUGUGAGGAUGGAGUGGGAAUCUGAUGUGCAAAAUGAUAUGGGCACCUCGCUGGGCAAGGAACGAGACGCACGGGAGAAACGGGAACUGGCCUACUGGUGUGUUCUUGGGGUGGGAAAAAUUGCACGGCAGUAA
Messenger RNA from Cordyceps militaris CM01, 1737 nucleotides. Its product is annotated as dynactin Arp1 p62 subunit. Bases 1 to 1737 code for a protein of 578 amino acids. The transcript is spliced from 3 exons. Gene Ontology annotation, cellular component: dynactin complex. Lineage: Eukaryota; Fungi; Ascomycota; Sordariomycetes; Hypocreales; Cordycipitaceae. The record is from RefSeq and is a predicted model, not a curated record.